AAGCCUAACAGUACAGUUGACAUGAUCAGCAGUGACAGAAUGGACUAAAGUGAAUAAAAGACACCCUUUUUUUUAGAGUCAUUGAUACUCUGUGGUUACCUGUUCUAGCAAGACAAAGGAUGAGUACUGACCGUACAGAAGAACAAAGUAGUGGGAAGAGCACCAUCAAAUCUUCUCCACCGAUGGCCUCAGAGUUUUUUAUAGAAAACUUACUUUCUAGACAGCCUACGACGAACUCAAACCAAGCUUGGGCAAUGGUCAAUCGAAGCAACUCGACUUGUAGCACACUUCCCAUAGUGUCAGAAGAACGUGAAACAUUUAAUGUAAGUAAUACUUGUUCAACAUCGUCCACACAACAUGCCUGGCUACAAAACCCCACCUGUGCUGACCGUUGGUCAGCUGAAGUCACGGUUAUCCCUGAUAGUAGCCCCUUAGCUACUGUUCAUGACGAAGAUUCAGAGACUGACACUCGCGAGGAUUUAGAGAACUGCCACGUGGAUAGCCAAUCUGAAAGCGAGGAAUCUACCAGCAGAUGUCGCUCAUCAGCUGAAAGAAAGAAACGACCACGAACGGCAUUCACAGCAACUCAGAUAAAGGCACUUGAAUCCGAAUUUGAACGGAGUAAAUACUUGUCGGUUUCGAAAAGGAUGCAACUUUCUAAAACACUAAAACUAACAGAGACUCAGAUUAAAAUCUGGUUCCAGAACAGGCGGACAAAGUGGAAGCGGAAAUAUACGAAUGACCUAGAAAUCAUGGCUCAACAAUAUUACCAGUCCUUAGGAGUUUACACAACUCGUCCAAUGUUUAUUGGAGAUCGUCUGUGGCUAUUCGGCUAUCCUCCCGGAGUCCCUAAUCCACCUAGUAGUUCGAUGUACUGUCUAGGACAACUACCGCCUUACUUGCCUUCAUGUGCCGGUUCCUUCUCCACCACCCGGCCAUCUCCGAUCCUGGAUCCCUCGGGGUUGAGUCCUAUUUCACCGCCGACAAAUAGUCUCGGUCCUACAGGACUAAGAGGACCUACUAGUUAGAUCAUCUUUUCAUGAUGUUGUUUUCCGGCAAAGUUUGACGAAACAGACUAUAUUAAGUUUCACGAGUUUGAUGUGGAUAUAUCGGUACAACGUGGAGUCUGGAGAGUAAUUUGUUGUGAACAGUGAUCACAUAUAAAUAUUCUUGUACCCGGUUUGUUAUUUCUUCAGUCUUCGAAAAUGUGACGUCAGCUUAGUAUUGAACAAAAUUUAUUCGACUGGUGAAUCAUAAAAAAAUCAGUUAAAAGUACGACAAACUAGCAGUUUGAACAAAAGUUUGUUUUGUUUUUUUUGGUCUUUUUCUGCGAGAAUCUUUUUUCCCUUUCUCGUCAGUAGAAACUUUAAACGUAAUAGUGUUUAGUUUAUAUCUCGCGUUAAAUGCCGUGACAACACGGUUACUAUCAGCACCCUCCACCCUUCCUUCUCCCCUUUUAGGACAAAGUAGUAAGGUGCCCACUGCUAAAAGCUAGUCGGAAUCAAUCUUUGUCCUUGUGAUUCAUUCAACGCUGGCAGGCCUAGUGGACAGACUGGUGAAAAAAAAAA
Molecule: messenger RNA, 1568 nt
Organism: Limulus polyphemus (Atlantic horseshoe crab)
Lineage: Eukaryota; Metazoa; Arthropoda; Merostomata; Xiphosura; Limulidae
Product: homeobox protein ceh-19-like
Exons: 3
Coding region: 120-1028 (302 amino acids)
Biological process (GO): regulation of DNA-templated transcription
Molecular function (GO): DNA binding; DNA-binding transcription factor activity, RNA polymerase II-specific
Source: RefSeq, a predicted model, not a curated record